Marasmius oreades (fairy-ring Marasmius) is the source of this 1107-nucleotide messenger RNA. RefSeq lists its product as uncharacterized. The record is from RefSeq and is a predicted model, not a curated record. The transcript has 4 exons. NCBI's taxonomy places the organism in Eukaryota, Fungi, Basidiomycota, Agaricomycetes, Agaricales, Marasmiaceae. The coding region runs from base 1 to 1107 and encodes 368 amino acids.
AUGGACACCCAGGACAUCCUUGCGUUCCGCGGACCGGCUGGUUACAUCGUUGCCAUUCUUAUACUCCUCACUGUCGUCCUCAAAAGUAUCCCAUGGAUACAAUUGAGCCAUCGCAGAAUUGGCUAUCUCUUCGUGUUUCUGGCCUUCUGCUCCUUCUUGCAUACAUUCUAUUAUAUACUCGUCUUUUAUACGGCAAGUUUUACAGAAUACGAAGCCCGCGCCGGGGUGUUCUCACCCGACCUGGGGAAGAGAAUCACAGUGUGGCUUGCCCAGGCUUCGUUAUUUGAAGAAGCCCGGUUGAAAGCCAGUGCAAGAAGUGUAAACUGGUGGUGGAGUGAGCAGAUAUGCACGUAUGCCAUCGGUCCUUGGACUGUUUUUCUCUUCGUAGAAGGGCAGCGACACCAAAUUAGGCACUUGUGGGCUUACAUGCUUUUGGGCCAACUCGUCGCGGUCUCCGUUCCAGCGAACCUGUUCUAUCUGGCGCUCGUGCUGUCGGGAAGGGAGUUCAAGCCCGGCACAUUCAAACGUGGGCCUGCCAUGCCCUCUGUCACCACGAAAGCACCCCCAUUACUUUGGAUCAGCAUCUUGUUGUCUCUCGUCACGGUGGCAAACUCACCAUACACCGACGCGGAUACUUUCCUCCCUAAUCUCCUCCUCAUGCAUGCACUUAUCGUGGUACCGUUCUUAUUCAUCACUUCCGGUUCACACGGGAAGGGAUUAUCUUCAGGAUGGUUUUCCAUCCCUUACAGCACCUUGCACACGAUUCUGUACGCCGUCAUCUUGACCUUACGUGUCAAAACCACCUUGGCUGCAGUUCGUGAAGGAAGUUCUGGUUUGUAUCUGUUCCAGAACUUUUCGUUUAUGUCAUUCUGCAAGGCUAUUAUCGAAGCUCUUCAUUCGCAUCCAGGACAGGCGACCAUCGGGUGGGAUGUGAUAUGGUCAACGUCUUCGUUCGUCAUCUGGACGUGUCUAGAUCGAGGGUUCUCGCUCGCCCCGUUGAGCGCCAUCUUUGCGUCUGCGGGUGUGGUGUCGAGCUGGGUUGGUGCAUCAGCGGCAUUUGAAAAGGAAGAGGUGAAGGUGGAGUAUACGGAGGGAAAAGAUGAAUGA